Molecule: messenger RNA, 356 nt
Organism: Spea bombifrons (plains spadefoot toad)
Lineage: Eukaryota; Metazoa; Chordata; Amphibia; Anura; Pelobatidae
Product: tumor protein p73-like
Exons: 3
Coding region: 39-308 (89 amino acids)
Source: RefSeq, a predicted model, not a curated record
GAAGAGUAUCCUGCGGGACCUUCCUAACAACCAGAGCUAUGAAGGACUGGCGCUGGAUCCCGCUGCAAAAAGUCAUAUAUCCUUUGUCUGAUUCCCCUUCUGUGAAGAUGUCCCAGUCUGCUCCAGCUGAUGAAGGGACCACGUUUGAACAUCUCUGGAGUACCCUGGAACCGGAUGGUACAUAUUUUGAUCUCCCUCAGUCAAGUCAUUCAAAUAGCGAAGCUUCCAACCGUACGGAGGUCAGCAUGGAUAUUUACCAAAUGAGAAACAUGAAUGAGUCUCUCAUGGUAAGCAUGCCUUUUACUUAGUGCGGACUGAACAGUCCUCUGCAGGCUGGAGGACGGCACACGUUUAUG